GAGCCGGAGCGGAGGGAGACUGGAGGAGCCCACACAUGAAUGUUGUUGUAGCGGAAAAUACCUUUGCUGCACUUUCACACGCUGCAACCUCUGAUUUUAAAAAUAACCACAAUUUCCUCUCGGGGCUGACCGAGAGGAAGGACCACGCAGAGAGGAAUUAAAACAGGUUUUUUUUUUCUCACGAAGGAGAAGUUUGUACGUGGAGUUUGGAGAGUAGUUUUGGGUAGGCUGACUGAGCUAGUCUGGCUGCCUGCUGCGCCUCCCUCCUGCCCGGCCAGCCAGCCAGUUAGCCCGCUGAACGUCUCAACCUCCAGCUGUUAGUGAACAUGGCGCUAAAAGCCAGGGUGCUAUACGACUUCAGCUCUGAAAACCCCGGGGAGGUGUCUGUGAAGGAGAGCGAAAUCCUCACUUUGUACAGCGAGCAGGAUAUUGACGGCUGGUUUGAGGGGGUGAACAGCAAAGGGGAGAGGGGUCUGUUCCCCGCGUCCUACGUGGAAAUCCUAAGGACCGACACUGCCUCCACGCUCAACAACAACAGCUGCAGCACAUCUGGGGACGCUAAGCCUGACUCGCGAUAUGCAAACAUCCCCCCCGGAGGUUUCGACGGCUCUUACAAGCCUCAGAAUAAAGUUGACAACUUUACAAAACCGUCUGCUCCUAGUAUCGCCUCUUUCUCAGCCCCCACACAACCACCACCGCAGCAGCAGCAGCCCACUUACCAGCAGCCCAGCCAAGGCAGUGAUGAUGACUGGGAUGAUGACUGGGAUGACAGCUCCACUGUUGCAGAUGAGCCUGGGACUGUUGGUCAUGACUUUGCAGGUAGUCGAGCAUCCACUUAUAGAGUGUCAACAUCCUCAAUGUCAAGAGGUAAUGCACAGCAAGCUAAGAGCUCUGCCACGGUCAGUAGAAACCUCAACAGGUUUUCCACCUUUGUGAAGUCAGGAGGAGAGGCGUUUGUGCUUGGGGAGGCCGCAGGCUUUGUGAAAGAUGGGGACAAAAUCUGCGUUAUAAUGGGUCAGUAUGGCCCUGAGUGGCAGGAGAACCCGUACCCAUUCGCUUGUUCAAUUGACGACCCAACUAAACAGACUAAGUUCAAGGGCAUGAAGAGCUACAUGUCCUACAAGCUGACCCCCACCCACACACAGAACCAGGUGAACAGGAGGUAUAAGCACUUUGACUGGCUGUACGCUCGGCUGGUGGAGAAGUUUCCCGUCAUCUCAGUGCCACACAUCCCAGAGAAGCAGGCCACGGGGCGCUUUGAGGAGGACUUCAUCUCCAAGAGGAGGAAAGGCCUCAUAUGGUGGAUGAACCACAUGAUCAGCCACCCUGUCCUGGCCAGGUGUGAUGUGUUCCAGCACUUCCUGACCUGCAACAGCACAGACGAGAAGGCCUGGAAGCUGGGAAAGAGGAAGGCGGAGAAGGACGAGAUGGUUGGAGCCAACUUUUUCCUCACCAUCAGCCCCCCUGCUGCUCCGCUUGACUUCCAGGAGGUCGAGAGCAAGAUAGACGGAUUCAAGACUUUCACUAAAAGAAUGGACGACAGCGCCUUUCAGCUCAACGCCACGGCCAACGAGUUUGCCCGCAAGCAGAUCACUGGCUUUAAGAAGGAGUAUCAGAAAGUGGGGAUGUCGUUCAAGGUCCUCAGCCAAGCCUUUGAAAUGGACCAGCAGGGUUACUCUUCGGGACUCAACCAGGCCAUCUCCUUCACUGGAGAUGCGUACGAAUCCAUCGGAGAGUAUUUUGCCGAGCAGCCCGGCAAAGAUCUCGACCCCAUCAUGGAUUUGUUAGCUCUUUACCAAGGACACCUGGCAAACUACCCAGACAUCAUCCAUGUCCAGAAAGGAGCCCUGACGAAGGUGAAGGAGAGCCAGAAGCAUGUGGAGGAAGGCAAGAUGGACCGGGCGCAGGCAGAAGGCAUCGACAACCGCUGCAACAUCAUCUCUGUCGCCACGCUUGCGGAGAUCCAGCACUUCCACCAGAUCCGCGUGCGCGACUUCAAGGCCCAGAUGCAGCAUUACCUGCAGCAGCAGAUCGCCUUCUUCCAAAAAAUCACAGGCAAGCUGGAGGAGGCUCUGCAGAAAUAUGACGACGCGUAAAGGAUUGCUGGUUCCAGGCUGUCACUUUAGACCUCGGUGAUCAAUGACUCGGCAGCUCCUUCAGCCAGCCAACAGCAGCCAGUAGCACAUACUGGUGAAGGCUGUUCACCCAGCAGGGAGGGACAUUCAAGAUGAUGCACUCCAAUAAAAACAUUUCAGCAAAAACCCAGGGUUCUGUGUGCGUUGGCCACAUUUUAGCUCACCUGGAUGUUCUUGUGUUAGAAGAAGACUGUCAUUUAACGAAGAACUGCCAUCUUGUAAUAGACAGUCAUAGUUUAAAGGAGAUUCAAUUAUAGUGAUGGUGCAACAAUGAUCUGUAUGUUGUUAGAGGAAAGCUCGUAUCGGGUGCUGCGUACAGUCCCAGUGCAACAUUUCACACAUGUUGAUGAGCGACUGCCACUGCAGGAGUGACUGACACCUUGCCUUCUUGGACGAACUGAACACAAUGUUUACGGUCUCGCUGUGCCUUCUGAUUACAUCACUCUGGUCAUUUGUGUUACUUGUUCUUAACAAGCUUUAUAUACUGUAUAUGUAGAAAUAUAUUCUAUUUGUUUUUACAAAGCUACACAUUUUGCGAUCUUUGAAAAAAAAAGAGAUCACUGUGCUUAGAAAGAGGGCCGUGUCUUUUAUGGGAGACAGUAAUGUUCGAUUGUGGGGUUUUCCCCCCCCAACAGUGGACCCUGGGGGGAUUCUCAACUCUCACAGUGCAGCAAAAACAGAGAGAGGUGAACCUGCUUUGACUAAAGGAACCCAUGCCUCACACGGGGGCACGGCCUCACACGGGACACAGCCUCACACGGGGGCACGGCCUCACACGGGGGCACAGCCUCACACGGGGGCACAACCUCACACGGGGGCACGGCCUCACACGGGGGCACAGCCUCACACGGGGGCACAACCUCACACAGGGGCACAGCCUCACACGGGGGCACAGCCUCACACGGGACACAGCAAGAAACCGCAGUAUUUAAGGAAUGAGUUCAAUGGAAACUUGUCAUGCCGGAUAUCUGAUUCUGUGUCGACAAAAUGUUGUUUUCCAGGGUUUGUUUUUGGUGUAGUGCUGAGGCCGUUAGAGGGUAGCGGGUUCCUCACCUUUUUAAAACACACACUUUUAGAUGGAUCAUCUGCAGUUUUUAACUUCAUGGUGUUGGCUGCAUCAUAAAGAGAUUAUCAAAAUAAAUUGCUCCUUAACAGAAAGCUGUCUGUUGGUCCUGUGUUUUGUCCAGUAUUUCAAAUGUGUAACUGAUCUUUUGUAGUUGUGAGUGAGAUUUAGACUAAUACUCUGAAUACAGUCAACAACUCAGGGAAAAAGACA
Molecule: messenger RNA, 3411 nt
Organism: Notothenia coriiceps (black rockcod)
Lineage: Eukaryota; Metazoa; Chordata; Actinopteri; Perciformes; Nototheniidae
Gene: snx18a
Product: sorting nexin 18a
Exons: 2
Coding region: 327-2096 (589 amino acids)
Biological process (GO): endosomal transport; mitotic cell cycle; plasma membrane tubulation
Cellular component (GO): cytoplasmic vesicle; plasma membrane
Molecular function (GO): phosphatidylinositol binding; protein binding
Source: RefSeq, a predicted model, not a curated record